UCACCACUAGACGAAGGACUCCUGCGGGAACCACUCUCAGUCUUCUCAGUGACGUCUUCUUAUCGCCCCAUUCCUAUCCCAGUGUCCUCGGUUAUCCUUAGGGCUCUGUGACAUAUUAGUUUAGUGCAAAUUUUAUUUUUGUGUUUAAUUGUGAGAUCCAGAAAAUGGGAUAGAAUUGCCUAAUGCUGCGGAAAAAGCUCUUUGAGUGCAGCUUUCUGAAAGUGAUUGAGAGAGAGAGAGAGAGUGUGUAUAUAAAAAGUUUAGAGCAACAGUUAACCCAAAGUGCAAGACACCCCCUAAAAUCACCUUGAAAAUUUAAUGAAAGCGUGAGGAGAAAUGAUUACCUGAGGAGAAGUUAAAAAAAAAACAUCAGAAUUGUGGUUGAACCUUUCUCUGUUGGAGAUGCAUUAAAUUUCACCGCUUUCAUCAUCGUAAAUUCAUGGUGCUAGUUAGCUCAAAAUAAAAAAAAGGUGCACAGAAGCACACGGUGAUUUGGUGAGAAUGUGAAAAAUUUGGGACUAUACAUAGUGCUGUGAAAGAAAAGUGUAAGAUGAGUGGUCUGGGACCAGCAGCGUGUUGGUUAGCACACAAGCGACUGGAAUCUUGGAGAUCUCUUGUGAGAUCGAAGGAGCGUGCAAACUCCGUACGACAAUCAGAGACCAGUGAGGAAGACCUCUCACUGGGAUCACCCAAUCCAGCCUCUUCAUCGCAAAAUAACUCAAUCAGUGAUUCGCAAAAUGACUCAAAUUCAUCACUUGAGUUGCCAGAAAAUGAUUGUGCUGUGUCCAAAGAAUCGCAUGCGGUACAGCCACCAAUCGCCGUUCCUGGCCACACAGUGAACAUGGAUGUAAUGAGGGGUUCAAUGGAGAUGGCCCCGAGUCCUGUCCACCUGCAGCAUCAGAGCAAAUCCUUCCCACCGAGACUUACUAGGACACCAUCUGUGUCUAGCCAGAGUAGUUUAGAUAGUGCUCCUUCAAGAAAUUCCGGUCACCGUGGGUCAUCCCCUCAAAUUCGUGCUUUUGCCCCAGAUGGACGCUCUACUUUACCUGGCGAACAUACUCCUCUACAGUACUCUCGAUCACCCAGUCCUAUGAGAGCUAUUAGUCUCGAUGCUCGUUGCUCUUCAGUAGUGGCAACUGAACCUGAUAUGCGUACAUCAAGCCCUUCUCAAUGCAGUCUAGUGUCUCUGGCCAGUGGCAGUACUAGUGGAAGUGCAGCAUGUCUUACGCCCAAAAUCGGACGAUGUUUGUCUCCUCUAAUGAUCCCACCGCGUACACCAGUUGGCGUAGAAACCGGAUGUGGACCCGCAAGUCCACUUGGUGCUCUGCAACCAGAUCUCUACACUCGUCAAGAUGGACCUAUCUAUCUAACAGGUCCAGACAGCACUCAGGCUUUAGGAAGGAUUCACCUGCGCCUUAAAUACGAUUCGAAUUUGUUUGAUCUGGCGGUCCAUUUGAUUGAGGCACAUAAUCUUUGUCCAAGUGAGAGUGGUGGCUUCAGGGAUCCAUAUGUUCGACUGUUUCUGCUUCCGGAAGUGGAUCAGCGCAAGAGACAAACAGCUAUCUUUCGAGGAGACAGCAAUCCUUACUUUGAUCAGCAUUUUAAAUUUCCAGUAUCGAGAGAUCAGUUGCAAGGAAAGGAACUGAUGCUUCAAGUUCUAGAUUACGAUCGAUACAGUCACAAUGAUGUUGUGGGCGAAGUGAAGAUUAUAAUUGACGAGUUGGAUCUGUCCAAGAGCGUGGAGAUCUGGGGUGAUUUACUGAAGGGAAAGAAACCCCCAGAGGAGCGUCCUGAGCUUUUAGUUUCUCUGAACUAUCUUCCACAAGCUGAAAGGCUAACAGUGGUAGUGAUGAAGGCUAAGAAUCUUGAUACUGUGCAAGAGCCGUAUGUUAAGCUCUAUCUGAUUCACAAUGGGAAGCGCGUGAAGAAGAAGAAGACUGGUACAGGAAAGUCUAAUGAUCCUCAAAACCCCAUCUGGAAUGAGGCUUUUACAUUUAACAUUCCACAAUCAAAUAUUUCAGCUGCUGCUGUGGAGAUGUACGUAGUAACUACGGGAGGGGAGGCCAAUGCUGUUGGUAGCUGUGGAAUCGGUCCCCAAGAAAGUGGUCCAGGAAGGCAACACUGGCAGGAUAUGAUAAGAAAUGCAAGGAAACCAAUGGCGAUGUGGCACUUUAUCAGAUAAAUUUAAAGAUAUCUCCUGGUAUUAGAGAUGAAUUUGGUAUGUUGAAAUUUGGCAGGUACCGCCCAAAAACUUUCUGUAAAAUUAUACAAAAUGCUCAACUGUUUUUUAGUGAAAGUUUUAGGACAUUUUUUUUUAGAUUAAUUAUAGAAAAAUAGCACAAUCAUUGGAGGCCUAGUGACCCUCUGAGCAGCAUGAAGAAACGAAAAUGAAUGUCUCCUAUUAGAAUGUAAAAAUCAUUCCUGCAAGCAAAAUAUCAAAAUUCCGAUCUUGGAUUUAUUGGUAAUUAUUAUGGAUUAAUUAUGGAUCAUCAGAAAAUGCUUGUUGCAGUUCUUGCCAAAGAUAUACAUCCAAUUUUUUAAACAGUUGAGUGAGUACAAACGUGGACAAGAAUUUGUUAUGUAUGUGUUGUUAUGUGCUGGAAAAAUACCAAGUCAGUGUUACUGUAAUUAGUGUCCAAGGAGAAGAAAUCAUAUAUUUACAAAAUAUUUGAAAAUGGAAAAGAAAUAUAAUAUAUUUAUCUAAUAAUGAGAAAAACAUUUUAUGACAAAAACUAAUAAACAAUAUUAAUAUGCAAAUAACAAUGAGAAACAACAAAAUCUUAUGAAGAAAAACCAAACAAAAAAUGAAUGAAAUAACAAAUAAAUAUCCUGUAUAAAUGAAAAAAAAAUCAUAUAAAAAGAUGUCUGUUAUAUUUUAGUAGUUCAAAAAGUCAAAAAGCUACAAUAAGACAAUGUCCCACCUCUUCAGAUGACUUUUCUUUCUUUGAAAAAAAAAGAGCCAAACAUUGAAAUUAUCACUAUGAAAAUAGGUUUCUGUCGGUUGCAUUUCAAAUUGAUGCCACGUGGUUUUGAUUGUAUAGGGAGCGUCUGGAAAUUUUACACAUUAUCUAGGGAAUUUCACAGAGAAAAAUUAUCGAAUUAUAAAAAAAAAGAAAACAAAACAUGAAUUUUAAAUCAAUAAAUAUUAUAUACUUGUCACAAAAAAUGAAUGUCCAGUGGAAAUAUUAUAUAAAUUAUAAUAAAAAAAACUAUUUUGUAUGUGUAACAAAAAUAUUACCUUAAAAGGAUUUAUGUGUUUCAGUAAGAUUUCACUCUAUUCUGGACACAAUUCUAAUCAUAAAAAUUAGUGAUAAGCCUGUUUUAUUUAGCUUAUGAUAGGUGAGAUUCUUAAUAAAUAAAAUUUCAGACUAAUAUGAUUAGAAUUUCAUUUUUAGAUAAACUUGAGGAAUAUAAAAUAAGCAUAUUAAUCAAUUUUUGGAACAAAUACAAUUUUUUUUAUAUUAAAAUUAAUAUUUAAAUCUUUAGGGACUUUUUCACAAAAAUUGGGCUUUAGACGUAAUAUUUGACUAAAAAUUCGUGUAUACAAAGACAAAUCGUGGGAUGUUAACUUCUUUAACUCAUGGUAAAAGACUUUAUCAAAAUUUUAGCUUCUUCUUCUCGAAUUUAGCGGAAACUUUAUGCUCUGCACAAUUUUUCCGGUGUUCGUCAGAUAAGUUUUCCUAUUUCAAAUUAAAAGAACACUUUGGUAAAAAUAAAAGAAUCAAAUUGAUCGUUUUGCAAAGAAUUUAUCAAAUUAACAUGUUCUAUGAAAAAUGUCUAUUCAGAGUUUGAAAGUUGAUCCAUCCUUUGGUAAAGGAUCAAAUUUGGAUCAAUUUGAUCCUUUUAUUUUAACCAGUGAAUAAGGUUUUCUGCAAAGCUUUCGACCCUUGGUGUGGGCGUAUUCUUCAGUGGAUCAAUUUAAAAACUUGUAAAUAUUUGAAAAACGUCUAAUAUCUGAUUAAAACUAUGCAUUGCCAUAUUCGCACAUUCCCAGAAUUAUUCAGUAUUUUAGUAAUUUUUAACUCUUUUUGAUAUUUCUUGUUACUCUAUUAUUUAGAUCUCUUACUAUCGAGAUUACGGGUAGAUAAAGCGAUAGUGAGAGACCCAAUUCGUAGAGUCACAAGAAAUAUCAAAAAGAGUUCUAAAUUAUACUAAAAUAGUGAAUAUCUCCGGGAGUUGAGACCGAAUGUGGCGAUGCGUAUAGUUUUUAUCAGACGUUAGACGUUUUUCCAAAUAUUUAAAAAUUAUUAAACGACCCACUGAAGAAGAUCCACACCAAGGAUUGAAGGUUUUGGAGAAAAACCCUAUUUUUUAAAUUUGAAAGAGGAAUAGGGGAGACUGGGGCAAAAAGUCACAAAACGGAUAUUUUAUUUUUUUACAAUCUACUCGAGCGCUUCAAAAAUUUCUAAUUAGCGCAGUUUUAUAGGAAAUUUACCGCUCUACAACUUUGUGAAAGUAAUAUUCCUCUAUUUUGUAAGAAAAUAUGUUUAUCGAGCCAAUUUCUAAAAGGUAAUUUUGUGACUAUGCUCAAAAAUUCUGGGGCAAAUAGUACCAGACAUAGGGUAUUAUCAUAUUUUAAUUCGCUUCAUUACGGGCUUCCGUAAAUUUGAAAAAAGACCUAGAAAACAUAUUUUUAUAGAAAAGUUAUUCAUGUACACCUUUGUAAAACACCGUUUUCUCUACGAGAAAAGUGAGAAAACGAGAAAAGUGCUUUUCAAGCUAUUUUAGAAAAACACACACACACAAAAGACAGCAAAUCGUUUGUCCAAUGCAAACAACAAGCGGCGAGACAUGGUAAUGACAUUUCUUUUCGCCGUGAGACAUCAGCAAUUGCUUCGCUUUUUUGUUACUUUUUGCUCUAUACCUUUUGUUACUUUUUACCCCAAGUGGCCAUUUUUAAUAAAAGGAUUUCUGGAGAAAAGAACUUUUAUAAAAUUCUAAAAUAGAUAGCGGAUUCAUAAUUAAAAAAAAUCCAAAUUAUUUAGGAAAUAUUCACCAGUGCAUCAAUUUUGGAAAAUAAGUGGGUAAUAAUCGUUAUCUUCUGCAAGGAAAAUAUUUCAAAAAUAGGGCUAAAAACUUUGAUAUUUUUUAUUUUCUAAAUUCCUUGUUCAAAAUCUAAGAAACUUACGACAUUGAAGAAGGUCUAUGGCGGCUAUCUAUAGAAAAAAAUUUGAGCCGCUAUCUUUUUUAUCUUAGAAGAUAUUGAAUUUUGAAUUUUUUGAUUUGUGAAUUUUUGCCCCAGUCUCCCCUACUUAUCUGACGAACACCGGAACAAUUGAGGAGAGCAUAAAAUUUUAGCAAUUGGAACUAAAUGGGAAAAGGAUAUUAUGAAAAUUAAGAAUGGUUUGGAAGUGGAUAUGAUACUGUCGUCUUGAGACGUUUAACCGAUAACAAAAUUUUGUUGAAAACUGUAAUUCGAUGUCUCUUUUCAAUAUUUUCUCGGACUAAGAAAAUAUAAACAUUUUUAAUGAAUAACCUAUUAUGAUCUAUGCAUGUCAGAGCAUUUCUUCAACAGCUAAGAAAAUUGAAUUGUAUUUUCGGUUUUUCUUUUUUUUUAAAUAUUUGGAGUAAAAAGCACAGUGCAGCAGGUUCUAGGAAAAGUUAAUCAAUUAAUAUAGAAUUUUACAAAUUCCCUAUACGUGAAAUUAUUUAGAAUCUCACCUACCAUAGCUAUAAAAAAAACUUUCAAAGAAUAUACUUAAUGAAUUGAUUUCUAUGUGGCCUACAAUACUUUUUAAAAGAUCUAUUAAUUGAAUGAUGUAUUUAAAUUCUUCCAAAGAAAAAAAAACAGAACAAUAUCUUCAUCUUACAUCUAUUAUAAAAUAAAUUUAAGAGAACAUUUUUUAUGUGGAGAUAAAAGAAUGGAGAAUCUUUUAUAGGCUAUAUAUUACUGUACUAUUUUUGCAAAUUUUUGUCUAUAGUUAUAUCAAAAAGAAUUUCGAAAGAAAAAUAAACCUAUCUAUGAAUGAUCUAUACCAUUCUGUUACGCAAAUACACAAUGAAUAAUUUGACGGUUGAGAAAAUGGGAAGUAAAGAAAACCUAAUCAAAUUAUCGACUGAAUAAUUAAAAUAUCUCUAUAGUAAUGUUAUAUACAAGUAUAUGGUGAGAGAUUUAUGAAAAGCUUAGAAUGACUUUUGAUUUUCUUUUCAAUCUCUUCAAUUUCUUAGAUACCGCAAUUAAAUACAACACAACAAAAAUCACACAGUAUGCAAGUAAAGGUUAAAUGUACCAAAAAAAAA
Messenger RNA from Phlebotomus papatasi, 6240 nucleotides. Its product is annotated as synaptotagmin-5. The transcript has 6 exons. Lineage: Eukaryota; Metazoa; Arthropoda; Insecta; Diptera; Psychodidae. The record is from RefSeq and is a predicted model, not a curated record. Gene Ontology annotation, biological process: cellular response to calcium ion; calcium-ion regulated exocytosis; regulation of calcium ion-dependent exocytosis. Gene Ontology annotation, cellular component: membrane. Gene Ontology annotation, molecular function: calcium ion binding; syntaxin binding; calcium-dependent phospholipid binding. Bases 551 to 2182 code for a protein of 543 amino acids.